This is a messenger RNA of Suillus subaureus, 825 nucleotides long. RefSeq lists its product as uncharacterized. The coding region runs from base 1 to 825 and encodes 274 amino acids. The record is from RefSeq and is a predicted model, not a curated record. The transcript has a single exon. Lineage: Eukaryota; Fungi; Basidiomycota; Agaricomycetes; Boletales; Suillaceae.
AUGUCUCCCCGAACACGAAUAAUUGUCACCCGCAUCAAAGCUGGCCUCCAUGCUGCUGACCAGAAUAUGCUGACGAUGGAGGGAAGUCGUUGUAGGAAUGCCCAGUUUGUGAUGCAGGUUGUCGACCACGUAGACUGGCACUGGCAGCUGGAAGCUUUUUGCUAUGACUCGUGGCUCAAGAGAUCACGAGGACGUCCGCUCUCAUUAGCACUCGGGCGCUACCCAUCGACCAACCUAUUGCGAAGCUUUCUUCAGCCUUACAUCAACCAACCAAACCGGGUCUCUCUUCCUAUUUUUUUCCCAAGGAGAAACCCAACUCAACUUGAAAUCUCGUUGGAAAACCUACCAGCACUUCAGGAGCUGGUCAUAGCAGGGAUGAGUCUUUACAGAGCAGCUUUUGUACGAUCUAUCUCAACACUUCUGUCCACUAUGCGCGGUCUCAAGAUCCUUGAUGUGAGUCCGCCUUUCGAACUCGAGCACAUAAAUCCCGCGUGCGGCUACCUGAUAAAUGUCGAAAUCACCAUAUAUCUCGCGAAUGGAGUCCUGCUCCUACUCCAAUUAUGUCCCAACCUCUCCUCGAUCACGAUCGACGUAACAAGUGAACCAAAAAACCCCUUAGAGCCCUUGCGCACGGUGACCGGAAUCCGGACCUUAUGCAUCACCGAUACUUAUUAUACCACACACCCAGACUCUUUGUCGGACUUGUUCAAUGCUCUAUCAUUGUCCAAUUUGCACGUUCUCGAAGCUCUCAGCGGUGCCAAUGCAGUGCCUCAUCAGUUGUUGGUGGCAUUUUUGGCACGGUCAAAGUGUCCUUGGAGAGCCUGA